AUGCAAAGCCUCAUUGUAGAAACUGCACGGCGCAUAGAAGAUCGUGUAGGUAUACAGCGCGAGCGACAAAAGAAAGAGAAUGCAAGGCUUCGUCAAGAAAUAAAAGCUUUAAGGUCCGCGGCUGAGCAAAGGAAGAUCAGGGAAGAGCAGAUUCGCGUGGAUAUUCCUAGUUUGGAAGGUUCCGUGCGCUCCGAGAGAUUGUCGCCCAAAGAGCCAGACACUUCUACGCCGCUGUCGCGUGACAAAGCUCACAAUAUAGCUUUGGACGAGCUUGAAGAUGCGGAAUCAAGCAAGCUGGGCUUUAACGGACUAACGAGCGCCAUAUCUGAUGGGCAAUAUCCGACUACAAGGGAGGCAAGCGCAGCCAGUCAGGUAGAUGUGUCCAUAAAAACGCAAUUAUUAGCGGAGGCCGCCAAGCAGCGUCAACUCGAGCACAUUAAUUUCCGCUCCAAAAAAUUAUGUUUUGUCGACAUCGAACCGUCUCUGGGCAUGAGCCUCCUCUCGGUCUUCUGGAACCGCCAACAUGCCAUGGGAUCCAUCAUCUAUCGGCCGUCUUUCAUGCGCGACAUGGCAUGCCAAGGAAGAUACUUUUCCCCCCUACUUUUAAACUCGAUAUUCUUUCACACUUCUGAGAAUAUGCCCGGGGUCAGCGGCACAUGUGAUGGCUCUGACAACUGCAAUCCUGGCCGGCAGUUUCGUCAAAACGCCGAGGAUUUAUUGUUUGGUCGUGAGACGAAAGUUUUGUGCAAGAGCAGCAUUCCGACGAUUCAGGCGCUGCUUCUCAUGUCAGAUGCGCUGUUUUCAUGGUGUGAUGAGAGGAGUCUUUCAUGGCACUAUUUGGGUAUUGCUACGAAUAUGAUAAUCGAUCUGGGCAUUCAUUCUGAGAUCUCGACGCUUACGUUUCAAAAGGCGCUUUCACCAGAGGACGUAGAGAUACGACGUAGAGUAUUCUGGUCUGCCUUCGUCCUGGACAAGGUUCAGUCCAUUUAUCAAGGUCGCCCCGCUCGUCUCCGUGACAUGGACUGCAGUGUCCCCAUGCUCUUUCUUGACGAGUACGAAGAGCUUGAGCCCUUCAAUACCGUCGGCUACUCUGAAGUUGCUCGAACACUCGAUUUACCUACGCACAGCGGGUCGACAUUUGUGCAUCUCUGUAUGUUGAGCGGCAUUGCUGAUCGCAUCCUUGCCAGUUUGUAUACAGAGGAGAGCUUGCGUAAGGACAAUGAUGAGUUAUAUAAAACGUCUCUGGCUUUGCAUGCUCAAUUGAUUCAAUGGCGGGAAUCAUCACCGGAACAUUUAAAGAUUCAUUUUGAUACUAAAACUACGGCCGAUACAAUGGCUCUUCCUCAUACACUAUCUCUGAUGUCAGUACCUGCUAAGUCUACUUGUGAUUUUCUUUCAUAUCUAACAUUCAUUAGAUUAAUGUUUUACGCGUUAGUCAUACUGCUGCACCGCCCUUUCGUCUCCGAAGGUCACCUCUCCUCUACAACUCGUUCAUCUACCUAUCACGCCUCUUCCCUAUGCGAAAAUGCAGCAUCAAACAUUGAUACUAUGCUUCGCCGCUACAAGAAACACUGGUGCAUGAAAUCUCCUCCGUAUUUUGUGUCGUACGCAACCUACGUGAGCGCAACGAUUCACGUACGCAUAGCGGCAGAAAGGUCUCCGGCCUCAGAAGCGUACAAGCGUCUCCAGAACUGUCUCGAGAUAUUGUCUGAGCAUCAAAGAACUUCUCGCGCACCGAGGCGCUCAAUGGACAUAUUAGCAAGGUUGAUGCGGCGCCUAAACGUGGAUGUUGGAGACGCGUUUAUCGGUACCCGCGACAGUGACGGUCAAUCGUGCUCACCAUACGGCAGUGGAGCUUUGGAAAUGUAUGCCGGAUGCCAGCUGAAUAAAGAUGCUCUUAAUAAAGUUUCUUUAAAGUCUCCUCUCUCUCAACACAAUAUCAACACCGUGAGAGUGGCGGCAGCUGCGGGGUCAACAAAUACUCCGACCUUUCAUUCCUAUAUAGGCAGUUCAUCAUCUACAUUCAACAACGAUGACUUAUGUGGGCAGGUCAAUCCUGCAGCUUUUACCACUGACAAUCGAAUUGAUAGCCUGUUUACGGAUGCGAAUUUUGACUUCGAUCCGCUUUUUGGCUUCAUGGACCAGGCGGAUUUCUUGCAGGCUAUUCCUUUCUAG
This is a messenger RNA of Trichoderma asperellum CBS 433.97, 2175 nucleotides long. The record is from RefSeq and is a predicted model, not a curated record. Lineage: Eukaryota; Fungi; Ascomycota; Sordariomycetes; Hypocreales; Hypocreaceae.